Nasonia vitripennis (jewel wasp) is the source of this 11979-nucleotide messenger RNA. It is a transcript of the gene mamo, whose product is annotated as protein tramtrack, beta isoform. The record is from RefSeq and is a predicted model, not a curated record. Gene Ontology annotation, molecular function: protein binding. The coding region runs from base 681 to 2657 and encodes 658 amino acids. The transcript is spliced from 5 exons. Lineage: Eukaryota; Metazoa; Arthropoda; Insecta; Hymenoptera; Pteromalidae. Gene Ontology annotation, cellular component: nucleus. Gene Ontology annotation, biological process: regulation of transcription by RNA polymerase II.
GCCGGCGACGUCACUGUGGGCCGGUUCGAGGCGAGCCUUUACCUCACUCACGCACACGCACACACACACACACACACUCUUCUCUAUCUAUCUCUAUCCAUCCGACUCUCCUCCUCUCUUUCGCGCGCGCGCUCGCUCUCUCGCCGCACACGGAGGGAGAGAGAGACAGACUGCGGCGGCGCGGCGGCGGCAGCACCCCCAUCCGCGCGCGCCUUUUAACUCCGAGAGAGUGCCGAGUCCGUUGCAGUGUGUUGAGCAGCCGAGUAGUGUUGUUGCAGCGCGCUGCAGAGACGCCGCGCAGCUCGCACUCGCUCUAUAUCGCUCUCUCUCUCGCUCGCUCUGUCCUGUCGAGAGGCGGCUGCUGCACAUAUAUCUACACUCUGACACUCGGGCUACAUAUAUAUCUAUAUAUCAAUAGACACGCGUGCGCGCGAGACUACGUUUAUCGUAUCUCUCCGUUUUACAACUGCAGUCCUGUGUGUCUGCCUGUGACCAGCACCACGGCCCCCUCGCCGAUAUUCCAGCCGGGCUCUCCUAAAACCACUCGUUUUACAUGUAGCAAGAUCCGAGGAUGAGAAGUUUGGACGUCAACGAAGUGAAUCUUGGAGCUUUUCUUCGGCUUACUCUCGUCGAGUGUAUGGUUUUGAGAAGAUUACAGCAGGGUUGUGGGCAGUACAGACAUGGGAAGUGAGCAUUACUGCCUGAGGUGGAACAAUCAUCAGAGCAACUUGCUGGGUGUGUUCAGUCAGCUGCUGGAGUCGGAGUCGCUGGUGGACGUGACGCUGGCGUGCACGGAGGGCCCGUCCAUACGCGCUCACAAGGUCGUCCUAUCGGCGUGCUCCAGCUACUUCCAGGCCCUCUUCCUCGACCAUCCGAACCGCCAUCCCAUCGUCAUCCUGAAGGACGUGCGCUUCGCCGAGCUGCGCACCCUCGUCGACUUCAUGUACAAGGGCGAGGUCAACGUCGAGUACUGCCAGCUGUCAGCCCUCCUCAAGACGGCCGAGAGCCUCAAGGUCAAGGGCCUCGCCGACAUGACCAACAUCAACGCCGCGGCGGUGCAGUCCUCCAAGGAGGAGGAGCAGCAGUCCCCGCCGCAAGCCCAGCUACCCGCCCAGCAGCAGCAGCAGCCGCAGCAGCAACAGCAGAGCACGACCGGCACGUCCUCGUCCUCGACGACGACCACGACCACGACCACAACGGCAACGGCGACGGCGUUAACUACUCCGGCAGCGAACGAACCCAUGCUGCAGGACGCGCAGGAUGAGAGGCUCCACCAGCACCACCACCAGCACCACCAGCACAGCGGCACCGGCAGGUCCAGCGACAGCAAGGACAGCAGGGAGCGAAACAACGACAGGGAUCGAGACUGCAGGGAUCGAGACAGAGACCGGGAGCGGGACCGCGAGAAGGAGCGCGACAAGCGGGAUACUAGCUCGAGGGAGCGAGAACUACAGCAGCAGCAGCAGCAAGCGUUGGCGCAGCAGCAGCGGGACCGGGAGCAGCGGGAACGGGACCGGGAGCACAACCUCAGCGUGAACGAGUGCAGCACCGAUGACGUCGAGAUCAGCGAGUGUCCGGCCUCGCCGCCGACCAGCGCGACAACGAGGACGUCGAGAGGGGCCGCGAGCAGUCCCUGCCCGGGACCGCUGGCCCUGGACCGGCCCAGGUCCAGGCGCGACUCCGACUCGGCGGCCAGCCUCGAGGAGACGAGGGGCUCGCUCAGUCCCCUCUCGGUCCACAGCGGACCCAGCGACAUGAGCCUCAGCAAUAACAACAGCAGCGCCGGCGCUGGCGGUAUCGGCGGCGGCGUCACGCCCGUCACGAUACCCAUCAGCAGCCUUCCCCAGAGCCGGCUUCCGUCCCCGCACAGUACCGAGCCCUUGGCGGGCCCCUCGGGUCUGCCUCCGGUCCAGCAAGUGCCACUCUCUCUAAAAAAGGAAGUGGACUGGGAGAGGUCGACGGAGGAGCGGAGCGCGAGCAGCGAAAUGUCCAGCGACUACCGACUGCCGCCCGAUCCGGAGUUGAUGGGUAUGGAUGAGCGGGUGUUUGCGUGCAUGUACUGCGGUGCCUCGUUCCUCCACCAGAGCAAGCUGACGCGGCACAUCCUCUCGCACAGCCUCGAGUCGCUGAAGUACCGCGAGCAGGCGGCCCACCUGCAGCUCCAGGCCCAGCUGGGCCUCGAGGUGCCGACGGGGCUGCACCUGCCGGCCGAGGCGCACUACCCCGGCGCGGCGGGCCUCGGGCCCAUCGAGCCGAUGGACCUCGAGCUCGCAGCCGUCCACUCGGACCCGAGCUCCGGGGUCGUGCUCUGCAAGUUCUGCGGCAAGUCCUUCCCGGACGUCGGCUCGCUCAUCAGCCACCUGCCCGCUCACACGGGCGACCGGCCCUUCAAGUGCGAGUUCUGCGGCAAGGCCUUCAAGCUGCGCCACCACAUGAAGGACCACUGCCGCGUGCACACGGGCGAGCGGCCCUUUCGCUGCUCGCUCUGCGGCAAGACCUUCUCGAGGUCGACGAUACUCAAGGCCCACGAGAAGACCCACUACCCAAAGUACGUGCGCAAGUUCCUGUCCCCGAGCCCCGUCGACCCCAACGAGGAGGAGGCCGCGACGCCCGCGCCCAACCCCAACCCGCCCAACCCCCACGCGCCGCACCACUGAGCAGCAGCCAGCCGCAUCCGCAGCAGCGAUCCACGCCGCCGGCAGCAGCAGCAUCAUCAUCAUCGACCUCCUGCGACGGAUCCCGUGACGACCGCGACCACGACGAUGCAGCUACUAGAUCAUCAGCAGCAGCAGCUCGCGCUUUUCCUGCUCCUCAGCGGCGCCAGCUCCGCCGCUGCUCCCGCGCCGCUCCGUCGAUGACGAAGUCCCCUCUUCGUCCAUCUUGUUGCCGUUGCCGUUGAUGAUGUUCUUGUUGCUCGACACUCGUUGUUGUCGAUGCGCGCUUAGCUGUUUGAGGGAAAAAAACACACGCCCAUCCACCCACCCACCCACACACACACACACACGAGAAACGCGCGGCCGCAAGGUAUUUUCUAGUUAGUCCUGUGAUGAUUUUUCGUUAGACACACACACAUACACACCCACCCACAGACCGUGUCCCAGCGGGGGGAGGGACACGCUAAACGAAAGGACAUAUAUUAUUACGCGCGGAUGCUUCCUCGCUUAAUCAGUGCUUUAAGAGAGAAAAAAUGAAUAAUAGAGAGCGGGUUUACGAAAGCAAACAAAAAAAUACAUAAUAAUAAUAACGUCUCGAUACGCGUGAGUUGUAUAAAGAUUAUUAAGGUCAGUUUAGCGCGACAACCGUAUAUAUAAUAUAAAUAAAUAAAUAUAUUAUAUAUAUGAGUAUAUAAAUAUUAUAUAUAUAUAUAUAUAUAUAUACAUACACGAUUAUAUCGGUGAAAAUCUCUUAUAGAAACGAAAGAGGACAAAGCCGACAGAGACGCUGCGAGAGAGAGAGAGAGAGAGAGAGAGAGAGAGAGAGAGAGAGAGAGAGAGAGAGAAGGGGCUAGAGUAAUGUGUAAGAUGGGGAGAGCGCGAGAGUUGCGAUGUCGACUACACACAUACGACCAAGACUUUGCGAGACUUCUACGCUGUAAGCAAAAAUAUUUAAAACAAACAAACAAAAGGACGACGACUACGAGACGCCGAGAGAGAGGGAGAAAGAGGGACGGAACGAGUAUAAGAGAGAAAAUAAGACAGAGAGAGAGGCUGAGAGUGCGAGAGAGAGAGAGAGAGAGAAAGAGAGAGAGAAUGCGUGAGUGCGCGAAUCUAUCUACGAGCCGCCACGGUUGGUGCUUUUAAGAGAUUUUGAUAAAAUGCUGUGAAUAUUAUAUUGAUUACGAUAACUAUAGCUAUUGUAAUGAUUGUACUAAUACGUUGUACGAAUGUACGAUGUGACUGUUGUUGAUACGAUUCAAAAUAUUUUAUACAGUUGAGGAUGGCGAUGACGACCAUUAUAACAAAAGGAGUAAAAACACAGAAAAAAAAUAAUAACACGUGCAGGGUGGCGAGACCGGGGGGCAACCGAACGAUGAUCUUUUCCUCUCUCUGAUGAGUAUAUAAUAAUUAUGUAUAACGGAGAGACGCGCGAGUCCGUAGGGUCGCGAGGGAUGAACAGGGACACUUUCUUAGAGACAUGCACGGCCGAUUCCGAGCUGCUACACCCAAUAGUAGGUGAAGAUAAAUAAUGCAUUGUUAGGAGUGCGCUGACGGUGCGAGCGACGAUCUCCUUUCCCGCAGCCCAGACUGUAUUAUAAUCGAUUAUACAGGGCACCGAUCGGUGAAAGGAAUUCACGAGAGCGUCCGUUUUGAAAUCGGUUCACUGUGCGCUUUCUGUCUACGGCCGGAUUCGGUGCGACUACUCCUUUACCCGGCAUCGUCGCGAGAUUGGUGUAAAAAUUUCGAAGAAGCAAUAUUUCCUCGUAUUGAACAUCCCGCUUAUGAAGGACAUAAGUUGCGCGAGCAAUGUGUAAUCGAUUGGGCGCGGAAGAGGAUCGCUCUAGAGGCAAAUGAAAUGUUGUGCAAUCAGAGACAGGUAGGGUAGUAGUUUUAAAGUUAAAUGCGUAAGGUGUAGACUUACUGGCAAUGAGUUACUAGAACAGACCAAGUUUAUAUAUAUAUAUAUAUAUAUAUAUAUAUAUAUAUAUAUAUAUAUAUAUAUAUAUAUAUAUAUAUACAGACUAUAUAUACCUGAUGAUGCGGUAGCCAUCGGAGACAGUGCAAUAAAACGAGCAGCACCACUCUUCUCGCCUUCAAUUCUGUUGAUCGCGUUUUCCUUCUUUUUUCGUUUUAUAUCUUGUAUCUACAUACACACACACGCACGUACAGUACACACUAUACUGGGAGUCCUCGCAUUCGAUAACUCGUGUAAAACGGCCGAUUACGGAAGAUAUUGAAUUUCGUGUAUACUUGUUUUCUCUAUUGCGAAAAGAGAGCAUUGUUGGUGCUGUAGCUACUAUCAAGUGACGAAUGAGUCGAUUCUUCCGCAGUCGCGUUUUGUUGCUAUUUUUUCUAAAUUAUGAAUCUAAGCACACGUUACACACUUUACUACCAAAAAGGCACCGAUGGCUUUUAAUAAAGAUGACCCGAAGGAGAGAGAUCGCUUCGUUAAAAACCACGACAAUCUGGCUCAGUUCGCGCGAGGGGACGUUAGUGGACAAAACAGUAUUUAUACAUAAACGUUUAAUUGCGAGUUAUUUAAGUUGUUGAGAUUAUUGUGAGGAAUGAGACUUGAGAGUAAGGAUGAAGGCGAAAUUCUAAAUUUUUUCUUAAAGAUAAAAAACUAAAUAUGUCUCAUGAGACAAAAAUAUCGGAAAUAACACACACGCGCGCGCGUAGUUGUAGAUAGUGAAAAGGCGGUAUAAUGGAAAUGCACGGUUGCGUUGGCAAACGACAUUUCAUUAUUCCAAGGACCAAUUGAGGGCAUGGAUUCGCUUUAGAGAUUUUCUCAAUCGCGUCUCGCAUUUUUUUUCGCGCAGCGACUCUUAUAUAGAUUAAAUACGAUAGACUCGCUGCCUCGGUGAAUAGAAAAAAAAUUAGUAAAAAAAAUCAAUAAAAAUCGAAUAAGUGACGAUAAAAAAAAUAUAAUAUCGGCGAGAUGAAACAUUCCAGCUGUAUAGUACGUAUAUAGAUAUACACGACAAAGUUACGAGCUAAUGGCUGAAGCGUAGAACCGACGGCUGCACAGCCGCACGUCGGGGAGUCGUUGCACAUUGUUAAUCGCCGAUGCUAUUUUCCCGAGGCUGCAGCAGCACGAAUCGGUCGAUAUAUAGACGACUCUCGCGGCUGAAAUAUUCAAGAGCCGCGCGUCGGCUCUUCUCAUAUUUAAGAGCACGGAGAUACAAUUCCACGGUAAAAUUUCGUUGCGACGACGAUGUAUAGAGUUCACUAGAGUUGAGGGUUAUAUAGAGUCCGAAAAUAACCGCGGCGCGACAGUAGCUAUAUAUUCGUAGGUUAACGGGUACCUUGAUUCUUUUUAAUUAGAGCAUGGGUGUAGAUCGUUAUUUUCAAGUAAAAACGGUUGAAAAAAAGUUGAAGAAAAAAAGGAAAAAUAUUGUGAAAAGUCUUUACCGCGAGAUUCGGAAGUGUUAAAAUCGAUGAAAUUUAAAAUCUUUAUAUAGGCAAAAGUGAGUUUGAUCCGUUGCGCUUUGGAGACUGAUGAUGUAUAAUGUAAUAUCAUAAUAAGCGACGAUCGGUACGAAAUUUCGAUAUUUACUUUAAUAGGCGUUAUUGAAUUUUUUAAAGUUUGGCGUUGAAUUUGGAAAGAACGUUAUUAUUAUUCGAUAAUACACGGUGCGAAAUUUUUUGAAAAUUCUUGCAACCUAAUGUGAUUUAUUUACAAGAAGUAGGAUUAGGAAAAGUGUUUGUUGAAACGAGAGUGAUCUCAGAGCUGUGAUGAAUAUACAUAUUACUAGGUGACUAAUAACUACAAAGUAGAAUCGUUAUAAUCGUAAGGGAAUUCGCGGCUGGUUAGGAGGGUGGGGGGACUACUAGUGAAAUUCUAAAGGCUUGCAUUGGUUCAUCAGGACGCGAUCAUUAUAUUAUCGACCCGACACAUGUGUGUGUAUACGUCUAACGAUACAUUCCAUCGAGCGUCUUUCCCCGUCACCGCGCGGACGAAACUGAGCCCGAUUGUCAUCGUACACGCAUAAUAAUCCAUCGGUCACUCUCUUGAAUAAAAGCCGUCGUAUAAUCACGCAUCACCUAUACACUACAGCCGCGCGUUUAUGGGCCGAAAAGGACCGUCGGAAAAUCACAGCAAUAGACGCGCGCGGGAGAGAUAGCGAUCGAUGCGGUCCGACUCUGCAGCAUAUAGAGGACCAGGCGUUCUUCUCCUCCUUCUGACCCUUUUCGCCGGCUUUCCUCGCGAGAUUAGCAAUUGCCGGUGCGGGCGCGCGCGAGAUAAUGGCCGAGAUCGUCCACCUACAGCUGCGCGUGCUCUCUCUGCGGGUGCUGUAUCGCCGAUGCAAUCUCGUACCAGGCGACCGCCUAAUCGCUGUGUUUCCCGAAGAGCGUAAUCCCUGCGUGUGCAGCGGGACAGUCGCAAGCGCAGGCUCUCUUUCUUCUUCGUAUACGGACUCUCACUCGCCGCUUUCGCCUAUGUGUGUGUGCAUAUUACGCAAGCUCUCAUACGCACUGUCAAGUAGGCCCCGUUGUCGCGCGUGAAAUUUCUCUCCUCUCGGCUUUUUACUCGGCGUGCGACUCGCUCGUGUUGUAUGCGCUUAUGUAUAGCUAGGAAAGUCGUAGAAGUAUAGGUUUCAAGUUCCCGUAGCGCUUAGAGUCGACACAUACACACAUACACUUACAGAUAUGAGAGAGACUAGGCUGCGAGAUAUUGAGAAGGCGACAGAUAAGAAGGAUCCGCGUGUACCUGCGUGCGCGUUUUUUCGUAAUAUAUAAUAUGACAUAACGGUCUUUACGUAUAAGGGUUAGCUGGUCGUUACUUAUAUUACUUAGUGCCCGCGUGUAAAUAUCCUCUCUAUCGCCUGUAAGGUGGAGAUCGUAGUCGAGAGAAAGAUCCGCGACGGGGUCCGGCGCGGAAUCGCGCGACUCGCCGUAUGUCUUUCCACGUAUACAGCUUUCUUAUGCAAUUUUCCUCUUUCGGUUGAAUUAUCCGUUAUAUAGUACAUACAUAUGUAGACUUAUACAAAGACGUGCCUUUUUAGAGUGUGUAGUUUCGAUUCACGCAUAUCAGCGCCAAAAUGUAAACGUAUUAUAUAGCUUCACGAUUCGGCGACCAUUGUUUGUUCUCCAUACCCUUUUCGUUGCUUUCGGCGACGAUCGUCGGCGCGUCGCGUGAUUCCGAGCGACCCCGCAAGGACAUUAUUGCCAGAAGUAUUAAUUAAUUUAAUUUAUUUCGAGCUCGCGCCGGGCCGAGAGCGGCCGUUGGAUUGUACAUAUUACUAUUAUAGACGAACGAUAUGAGCGAGAUUAUACGCGAGACGGGGGAUUAUUGUAUUUGUCGAAGCCACGCCACUAUGUUAUAUGUUAUACAGACGAGGUCCGCGAGCAGAUGCUACUGCUGCUGUGUAUAAAGUUCACGUGCCCGCCCGCGAACUCGUCCUACAUACGAUUAUAGUAGACAAAUGUCGCGAGGAACAUAAUUAUCGUGUAUUACACUCGAUCGUUUCUUUUUCCAAGCGUCCUCUUCAGUAGUUCUAUUUCUGUCGAUAUAUGUCUUGUUGUACAAGCACCUAAGUUACUUUGCAUUCUUAACAUCGUCAAUGUCCAAAUUCUCUAUAUCGAAACGAAACGCGUCUACACCGCUGGCAUCGGCGGGAGAGACGCGAACAAGAGCUUCGACGCGAUCGCGCUCGCGAGUGUAUAACCUUGCAAUCGCGAAGGUCUAAAAAUAUAAUGAGCGUAUGGAAAAAUGCAGAGCCGACGUCGAGAGAGGGAAAGAAUCGAGCGUGCUAUUGGCCGAGCGUAUACAUAUAUGCAUGCGCGCAUACGCGGAUGCGUCGCUUGGUUACGAUAGAUACAUCGUAAAUUGGACAGUGACGCUCAUUUUUCUAACUCGCGGUGAUUCUUUUUUUCCUCUAAUCCUAGGCUCGGGAGAUCAUCGGCGUUCUUAUUUUUGGCGAAUAAAUUCGAGUUGAAAAAUUACAAAUCAAAGGCGUUGCAGUUCGAACGCGAAUCAUCGAUCACCAUAAUCUGCGUAAUUCGAGUCGACGACUUUUUAACAAUAAAAAAAAUACGCGAGUCGCAAAGAACCAGUAGGCCGCGAUGGAGAAGCGCUCGAGAUACUUAAUCGCGCAUUAUUCAUACGUACCACGUGUACACUUACCUGUAGAGUGCGUAAGUUGCGUAUACAUAAAAAAUAUAGACGGAGGAGAAUAGUCGAUGAACGAGUGCACCUCUGACGUAUAGAGUACAAUCAAUUAGCAAAGUUCCAGUUUAUAAUUAUAGAAAUUAUAGAGCUCAUAGGUCGAUGCUCGCUCGCUCGCUUGAAUAAACACCGGCGCAUUUCAACUUCAAGGGGGUUCACUCGUGAGCGCGCGCGCGCGAUUUUAUUGUACACUUAUAUAUAUCGCGCGAUUGUUAUUGCAGUAGGCACACCUUAUACAGAGCCGUCGCGGAAAGUUCGAAUUGACGGGAAGCGAUGCUAUCGAAGAAACUUUGUUAGACGCGUGCUAGCCGUUCUUCUAAUUAUUAUUCGGCCUUUGACACGAUUGGUAAAUAUGUCUUUGAUGUACAUCGCGUUGAUUUCAGAUUUACAAGGCGUGAUGAAAAAUUUGCCGCAUCUUUGUUCGACGUACACACACGUUAUUCGUUAUUUCUAUAAUAUAGAAAAAGGGGAGAAGAGCUCGCGUAUGUGCACAUGAAACGAAAGAAAAAUGGCUGCGGGCUCUCGAGUAUUGUUUUUGACGAUUUUUAAUCAACGAUAGCUUUUCCAGCCUCGGCUUCUCAUCCUUCUUCUUUUUUCUCGCGUUUUACAUACGUACACGUAUACAUCAACGCGCGAUGCUGCUGCAGCACAAGGGAGGCUUUGAUAUUAUUUGUCGCCGCGCGCGAAAUGACGAGUCUCUCGUUGUUUUUACUUUUCCUCCAUAUACCUAUAUGCAUCCGCAGCUCUCCUUCGUUUUUCGCACCGGUACUCACAUACACACACAUGCAUAGCACCUACAUGUACAGUAAAUAGCAGAAUAUAUAUACGCGAUCGCAGGCUGAUAUCUAUAGUCUAUGGUAUAUAUAUAUAUAUAGCGGCGAAUCACACAGAUAUACAUAUAUAAUAUACACAUACGCCGCAUAGUGCUCGCUUUCCUUUAGGUUGUCGUGUCGAGCUUUUGCGACGCACUCGUGUGCUGCACGCACGACCGCGAUGACGAAACCCGUUUUCGCGGCGGCUUCACUCGUAUACAUACAUGAUAUAUAGUAUAUAGUAGCCGAUCGAAACACGCAGCGUACACGUGCGGAGGAUAUUAUAAAUGUGUAAAAUACACUGCACACCACACACAUACACACAUACACACAUACACACACACACACACUCAUAUGGUUGACCCCUUCACCUGUUCUCUUUUCGAAUUUGAUCUCAUUCCACUCGGUCGACUCUCCUUCUUAUAUACUUUCCGCGCUGAAGCUUCCCGGUCUUGUACGUCCGACGUGCGACGAGAUAUGAGCUGCUAUUGUUGAACCGAGAAACAUUUUCUUCUUUUUUUUCAAUCGACCAUUUUAUACAUACACGUUUUUAUCUUCGAACAGCUACUUAAGUGAUGAGAGCUUUUACGUUAAUUAAACGCAGCCUGAUCUCGAUUCGAGUUAAAUUUAUUUUAGAAACUUUACCAGCCCUUCGCACGUUGGACGGUUGAACGAAUUCGAAACUAUAUCCGUCUUAUUCUCAAACACAAAACUCACCCAUCAGCAACGAAACAGGUUGACGAUUUACGAAGCCGAUUCCGAAGAAUCGCAUAUAGGUAUGUGGGCGCAGGUUACGAGCGUAUCGAAAUAAGGGUGGCGAAGGAGAGUCGCCCGUGCGCGCUCAUAUACGUAUAUACUGUGUAGGAUAUAAUUUUAGGUGCCUGCAUAAUACCAUACUUUAAUGCUAGUACGACUAUUAAUAUGUUUCUGGACUAAAGUUCCUUGGGGGGGAGGGGGGGGGGGUGUUCCGCCGGUCCCCAGUGCGUGGACUGCGGACGUGUGUGGCCCCGAUGUGAUGACGGUGCUUUGUUUCUCUUUUUAAUUAUAAUUAUUAUUAUCAUCAUUGUAGUUUCGAUUAUUAUUAUUAUUUUUACGAACUAUCACUGCGACAUUACUACUACAUCAUUAUACGAAUAUUAGGUUCUCAUCGCGACACACUAGAUACCUAAUGAAAACUGCGGCUAUACUGUUAAUUUAUAUGUUAAGCUUUAUUUUGUUACUUUCUAACGCAUAUAGAAUAAUUAUUAUUACUAUUUUAUUAUUACGAGUAUGAUUAUUGAUUAUAAUUUAGGAUUAUUAUGUACCAUUCUGUUUAGUUUUAACAUUAUACUAUUAUUAUAAAAAUAUAAAUUCCUAUUUUGAAAAGCAAUAUUCUUUUAUGAUUUGUCACGAGCUCUAUUCGUCAUUCUUUAUUGUUUCUAUCCUUGUUUGCAUCCUGAACCCUUUUUUAUUUUCCACGCCAAUAUUGAUUUGUAGGUAUGUAUUUUAUAAUUUGAACGAAGCCGAUAUAUUAUAUACUUUAGCAAAGACGACAAAAUUGUUGAAACAUUUGAAAAGUUUAUUGAAUCGCAAUGAGGUUACCGUAUCUUCAGGCAAGAUUUAGACAGAUAUUUUUUUGGUGCAAAGAUUUAGUAUAUGUGUUACAAUCGCAUUAAUUGCAAGCAUUCCAUUCUAUUCUAUUCUGUAUAAUUUUCUAAGAAUAUACGUUCCAUAAAUACGCGAAAAUUAUUGUGUUGUUAUAGGCGUUCAUGUAUAUUCGUCAAGUGAGUUAUAGUUAAGCGAGUCUGAGAGGGAGCGAAAAAAGAGUAAUAAUAUACGUUUUAAAACGACCGACGGCGCACUCGACUGAUUGUAAGAUAUAUAUAUAUAGGCUUCGACUGCCACACAACACAGUAGGGGAAAAAGGCAACAAUAAACGCGUGGCGCAAACAUUACCUUCUUUGUGUGUAUAGUAUGAUUAAUAGUGCGUAGAGAGGUGAGACUCGAUUUACGCGGAUCACUUAUUUCUCGGCGUCGAUUUUAUCUGAAUAAAUGAAGAGUCGCGAGAGAAGUAUAGAAGCGACGAUGGCUUUCAAAUUCUCAUAUACGUUACUUAUAUUGUUAGAUAAGGCAUGAGAGCUCGAAAUGAUUCAAAACACGAUCAACGAGUGAACGCUUCGAUCGAACUUUAAAAUUUGACAAAUUAUCGCUGAAACGAGUUUACACCAUCGCAGUAAAAUCAGAGCCGAAUAUGUCAAAGAGCGAGCGCGCAAAUAAGCCAAUUAACCCGACAGCCAUAAUAAAGCCCACACCUCCUCUCUCCCAUAAAAAAAAAAAAAAAAAAACAGAAAAACUCCCUCUC